GGGAGCGGGCGGCAGUUGGCGCCCAGGCGGACAUGGAGGAGGUCGAGGUCCCGGCGGCGGAGCUGCUGCAGAAUGGAGCGGGAGCGGGAGCUGGAGCUGUAUCUGGAGCGGGAGCGGUAUCCCAAUCCCGCGGCGACAACGACCCCCCCAGCCCCAAGAGGUCGAGGUCGAGGUCGAGGUCGAGGACGGGAGAGGCGAGCGGCCCCGGCAACCUGGUGACGGUGGUGCUGGGCGCCCAGUGGGGGGACGAGGGCAAAGGCAAGGUGGUGGACGUGUUGGCGCAGGACGCCGGGCUGGUUUGUCGCUGCCAGGGUGGAAACAACGCUGGGCACACGGUCGUGGUGGAUUCGGUGGAGUACAACUUCCACCUCUUACCCAGCGGGGUCAUCAACAAGAACGCCACAUCCUUCAUUGGCAAUGGCGUGGUCAUCCACCUACCUGGGCUGUUCGAGGAAGCUGAGAAAAACCUGCGCAGGGGGAAAGGUCUAGAAGGCUGGGAGUCGAGGACCGUGAUCUCAGACAGAGCGCACAUAGUGUUCGACUUCCACCAGGCGGUCGAUGUAGCGCAGGAGCAGCAGCGGCAGGAGCAAGCCGGCAAAAUCCUGGGAACGACCAAGAAAGGGAUCGGCCCGGUGUACGCGUCGAAAGCCUCCCGGACCGGCCUGCGCAUCUGCGACCUGCUCUCGGACUUUGAGGAGUUCACGAAGCGCUUCACAGUCCUCGCCAACCACUACAAAGCCAUGUACCCCAAGCUGACCAUCGACAUCGAGGGGGAGCUGGAGAUGUUGAAGGUCUACGCCGAGCGAGUGCGGCCUCUGGUCAAGGAUGGCGUCUACUUCAUGUACAAGGCUCUGCACGGGCCGCCCAAGAAGAUCCUGGUGGAGGGUGCAAACGCCACGCUGCUCGACAUUGAUUUCGGGACCUACCCCUUCGUGACCUCUUCCAACUGCACAGUGGGCGGGGUGUGCACGGGGCUGGGAAUCCCCCCUCACUACGUGGGCAAGGUGUACGGGGUGGUGAAGGCCUACACCACCCGGGUCGGAGUCGGCGCCUUCCCCACCGAGCAGAAAAACGAGUUGGGCGAGUUGCUGCAGUCACGAGGCCGGGAGGUCGGGGUGACCACGGGCCGCAGGAGGCGGUGCGGCUGGCUGGACCUGGUGCUGGUCAAAUACGCCCACAUGAUCAACGGCUUCUCAGCGCUGGCCCUGACCAAAUUGGAUAUCCUGGACACGUUUCAAGAAAUAAAGAUUGGAGUGGGUUACAAGCUUGAAGGGAAGACCAUCCCCUACUUUCCAGCUAACCAAGAGGUGCUGAACAAGGUGCAGGUGGACUAUGUCACUCUGCCGGGCUGGAUGAAGAGCACAGAGAACGCGCGCUCCUUCAGCGAGCUGCCGGACAACGCCAAGAAAUACGUGGACUUCAUCGUGGAGCAUGUCGACGUGCCGAUUAAAUGGAUCGGCAUCGGAAAGUCACGGGAGUGCAUGAUCAAGCUGUUCUGAAGACAUGUGAAUGCCAAAAUUAAUAGGCCCCCACCCCUUCCCUCCACCUCCCCCCCCCCCCUCACCGCCCCAAUCCUACUUCAGACCGCAAACCCCCUACGAUGAAGAACCAGCCAACGCCAAACAAAACGCCAGACAAGUCUGACCAGCGACCUGGACCUAUCACCAGCCAGAUCCUCCGUAAACUGCCCAUCGACCACGCUGAAGCACAGAGCUGUUCAUCGAGGAUCAAACCAGCCGAGAGAGAGAGAGAGAGACGCACACACACACACACACAC
This is a messenger RNA of Amblyraja radiata (thorny skate), 1777 nucleotides long. RefSeq names its product adenylosuccinate synthetase isozyme 2-like. Bases 33 to 1499 code for a protein of 488 amino acids. The record is from RefSeq and is a predicted model, not a curated record. Gene Ontology annotation, molecular function: GTP binding; adenylosuccinate synthase activity. NCBI's taxonomy places the organism in Eukaryota, Metazoa, Chordata, Chondrichthyes, Rajiformes, Rajidae. Gene Ontology annotation, cellular component: cytoplasm. Gene Ontology annotation, biological process: 'de novo' AMP biosynthetic process; IMP metabolic process. The transcript has 13 exons.